Messenger RNA from Medicago truncatula (barrel medic), 3276 nucleotides. RefSeq lists its product as uncharacterized. Gene Ontology annotation, molecular function: RNA-DNA hybrid ribonuclease activity; nucleic acid binding. The transcript is spliced from 7 exons. NCBI's taxonomy places the organism in Eukaryota, Viridiplantae, Streptophyta, Magnoliopsida, Fabales, Fabaceae. The record is from RefSeq and is a predicted model, not a curated record. The coding region runs from base 1 to 3276 and encodes 1091 amino acids.
AUGGAAGAGAGGGACGAAGAUUCACUCAAAGGAGACUGGACAGGUCUAUUUGCAAUCAAGAUUGGAUCAAAUGCUAGUGGAGGAGGUCAUUCCUCAACUUGUUGGGGAAAAAACAUCAAUGCUAUGCUAACUACGUUACCAAGCCAUGAAGAAAUCAGAAAUGCAGUGUUUAGCUUGAACAAAGAAAGUGCUCCAGGGCCAGAUGGUUUCGGGGCCUUUUUCUUCCAAACAUAUUGGGAUAUAGUUCAAAGAGAAGUGAUUGAUGCUGUGUUACAAUUUUUUACAUCUGGAUGGUUACUUCCAAACUACAAUGCCAACAUCUUGAUUCUCAUUCCAAAAUCCAACAAUGCUGACACAAUAGAGCAAUUUAGACCAAUUGCAAUGGCCAACUUCAAAUUCAAAGUCAUUUCAAAGAUCAUUGCUGACAGGUUAGCACAAAUUCUUCCUACAAUUAUCUCAAAGAACCAAAAAGGCUUUAUUCAGGGAAGGAAUAUAAAAGAUUGUCUUUGUUUAGCCUUAGAAGCUAUUAAUCUUCUACAUAAGAAGUCAUAUGCAGGGAACAUUGCUUUGAAAAAUGAUAUUACCAAAGCCUUUGAUACUUUAGAUUGGAAUUUUCUGUUGAAAGUCUUGAGUUGUUUUGGCUUUAAUGAUACAUUAUGUAACUGGAUAAAGACAAUUCUAGCUUCAGCAACAUUAUCAAUUUCAAUUAAUGGAGCUCAACAAGGAUACUUUUCUUGUUCAAGGGGGGUUAGGCAGGGAGAUCCUUUAUCUCCUCUUUUGUUUUGCCUGGCAGAAGAAGCACUUAGUAGGGGGAUAGACAAGCUGGUGGAAGAGGGUAAGGUGAAGCUGAUCACUAGUUCAAGAAACAUUCAAGUGCCAUCACACUGUUUUUAUGCAGAUGAUAUAAUGAUCUACUGCAAAGGAAAUAUUGAAAGUCUUGAAGCUCUUAGAGAUUUGUUUACAAAGUAUGCUAAUAGUGCUAGUCAAGUGAUAAGCUGCAGGAAAUCAACAAUUUAUUCUGGUGGAAUCUCACCAACUAGACUCCAAAACAUCAUCAACCUACUUGGUUUCACAGUUGGAACAUUGCCAUUCAACUAUUUGGGGGUCCCUAUAUUCAAGGGGAGACCAAAAGCUUGCUAUCUGCAACCUAUAGCAGAUAAGGUGAAGUCCAAAUUAUCAGCCUGGAAAGCAUCAUUAUUGUCAAUUGCAGGAAGAGUACAACUUGUAAAGUCAGUUGUUACUAGCAUGCUGACUCAUACUUUUGCAAUAUAUUCCUGGCCAAUUUCUCUUCUGAAAGAUAUGGAGAGAUGCAUCAAAAAUUUCAUCUGGAGUGGAGACACUUCAAAAAGGAAACUGGUAACUGUAGCUUGUAAAAAGAUUUGCAAUCCUUAUGAGGAAGGUGGAUUAGGGAUAAGAUCCCUGAUAUGUUUGAAUGAAGCAUUCAAUCUCAAGCUUUGUUGGGAAAUGUUAAACUCGGAUGAAGACCGGGCAACACUGUUAAAGAGUAGAGCAAUCAAGAAGAACAAGCCAAUAAUGUAUCAUAUUUUCUCAUCUAUUUGGUCCAACAUUAAAGCAGAAUUCUUGGCGAUCAAAGAACACUCAACUUGGCUCAUUGGAAAUGGGAAUUCAAUCAAUUUUUGGCAAGACAGUUGGUGUGGAGACCCUCUAGUAUCAGUUUUAAAUAUGAACACAAACAUGACAAACAAUCUACCUCAGCUUGUUGAUGAUUAUAUUGCAGGCAGCCACUGGAAUAUUCCUCUUGAUCUACUAGCUUUAUAUCCCCAGUUGAGAUCACUUGUGCUUAAAGUAAUCAUUCCAGUUGAAGAUUUAAAGGAUCAAGUAAUAUGGAAGCAUACAGAAAAUGGUCAGUUAACCCUCAACGAUGCAUAUGCUUUCAAGAAAACUCCAGGAACAAAGAAGCAUUGGGCCUCUACAAUUUGGUGCAAGGAUAUUCCUCCGUCCAAGUCUCUGCUUUCUUGGAGAUUAAUGCAUGACAAGGUUCCCACUGAUGAAAAGCUAAUGGAAAGGGGAUUCCUUGAUAGUAAUCUACACUUUCAAUCCAUGGAGGACAUAUGGAAACUGUGUGAUAGAUCUUGGUCUCAACAAUGCAAAGUGGUGGUUCUAGCUGCAAUUAUAAAUAUCAUGAGUACCAUUUGGUUUGCAAGGAACCAAUUUAGAUUUCAAGGGAAACCUUUCAACUGGAGAAUAGGAAUCAAUAAUAUCAUUGCUGCAAUCUCUUUAACAGUCAUCAAAGAAAUAAUUUGGCAGCCCCCAUAUCAAAACUGGUUGAAGUGCAAUACUGAUGGUGCUGCAACCCCCAAUACCUCCUCUUGUGGGGGAAUAUUUAGAGACUCUGAAGCUGUUUUUAAGCUAGCCUUUGCUGAAAAUAUAGGUGGAGGAACAGCUUUCCAUGCUGAGCUCUCAGGAAUUCUUAGAGCCAUUGAGAUAGCGGACCAAAUAAAUUGGAGGAAUAUAUGGAUAGAAACGGACUCAGCGCUGGUAGUUUUGGCAUUUAAAUCCAUGACUCUUAUUCCAUGUUGUUUGAGAAACAGGUGGAGAAACUGCAAAGGGAUGCUGGAUAACAUGAACUUCAUUGUAACACACAUAUACAGAGAAGGGAAUCAAUGUGCCGAUAGCUUGGCAGCAUGGGGACUGAAUGCUAAUUGUUUAACUGUGUGGACAGAUGUACCCUUGUUUAUCAGAGAAUAUUAUGUUAAGAAUAGACUUGGUUCUUUUAGUUCUAUUAUGUAUUUCAAAGGAGGUUAUGCUUUUAUUUGUUUUUGGUUUUCGAUGGCUGGAAUUUCUAACGAGCAAGAGGUUGUCGCGUCUGAUGUUUCUUGGAUGGGGGAUGAGCCUCUGGAAACGGAAUCGUCUUUUGCCUUGGCCGGAACGGGAGAAAUCCCUUUUAGUCAUGUCGGCGAAAUCGAGGAUUGGGAGGGUAUACUACCGAGUACAUCUGAUAGGGUGUGUUCGGCGUAUGAGGAUCAUGUCUUUCCCAUGUAUGAAGUGGUUUUCAAAGACAUGGGUUUCCGACUUCCCUUCUCUGAUUUCCAAAGGGAGUAUCUAAAAGUUCCCCCUUCCAAAAAUGUCUUCUUCACUAUCUUCACUGUCCAACGGGGAACUGCUUGGGUAUCAUUCCGUCAAAAUAAAGAGAUGUUUGACAUAUUUGCGGGGAAAGUACGGAGUUUCAAAGAGCGUUUCUUCUUGGUGAGGCCGAGGAGCGAAGCAGCUUUGAAUACUCUUUUGCAGGCGGUGAAGGUUGAAGUCCAAGUUUGA